GUCCAUUAUACCUUUAAUCCCAUAUAAUAACUGCUUAAUUUAUUAAACCCUUAAGACAGACGGAUAUAGGCACCGUAUAUAGAAAUCUGCAGUUAACUGUGUCUUUGCAUACAAUGACGUAAAUGUGAAAAGGAGAACGAUCGCGUGAUGUGGGGUUAUGUAUAACCGGAUCUUCCUUUCUAAGAUCACAUUCAACAAGUCUCAACCUCAGUUUAUGACCAUCUGGUCCCGUUGAUAUCUCUUCCAAAACGAUGGCAUCUCUUCACAACGUUCUUUUGCUCGGCGGCAGUGGGAAGGUCGCUCAGCUACUGACGCCACUACUUCUCAAACGCUCGUGGAAUGUCACCAGCAUAAUCCGCGACCCCGCACAGAUCGCUAAUUUGGAGAAGCUUGGCGAAGGUCAGAGUGGAAAAUUGAGCGUUCUGGUUCGAAGUCUGGAAGAUGUCACAAGUGAUGCACAAGCAAAGAGCCUCAUAGAUGAGGUGAAGCCGGAUUAUGUAGUUUGGAGUGCUGGUGCCGGCGGAAAAGGGGCGCCGGAAAGGACAUUCAAGAUUGAUCGUGACGCGGCGUCUCAUUUCAUCCGCGCUUCCGUAGCGACACCAUCGGUCACUAAAUUCGUCAUGAUCUCCUUCAUCGGGUCUCGGCUGACCAAGCCAUCGUGGUGGACCGAGGAGAUCUGGCAAGAGGACCUGAACACUACCAGAAAGGUCCUUCAGAAGUACUAUGAGGCCAAGGUGGCGGCGGAUCAGGUUCUGUACGAGGAGGGGAAGAAGAGGACUGACUUUGCGGGUAUCUGUCUUCGGCCAGGCGCGCUGACGUUAGAGCCGGCAGGUAAUGUCAGGCUUGGGAAGAUCCCCGUGGCAAAGGGCACUUCCAGUCGCGCGUCUGUCGCGAACUUGACUGCAUUGUUGCUUGAUGCGCCUAAUGUCAAGAAUUCCUGGAUUGACAUGCUUGAUGGUGAUGAAGACCCGGAAGCCGCUGUGAAGAGAGUUGUUGAUGAGGGGGUGGACGCUGCUGAAGGGGAGCCAUUUUAUUAGAGCAGACGCCACGUUGCCACGGCUCAGUCUAAUUCAGGCCAGGAAGAAAAGUGUUUGCCGUAGGCUUUGGCUACAGGUAUCAGGCACCUAACAAAACGCCCUAGAGUUAAUAAAAAUUGGUGGAAUAGGCUAUGACCUUUGCCAUAACACUUUGCAUGCACGUACCCCUAUUCACACCCCGCAUACAAAACUUGGUUCAAAUAUGUCUCUAACUGAAGGACACCGAGAGGUCAUAAGUUCAUUCAAUUACUAUAAUAUCAUACCUAGUAUAUUUUGAAUUGGAUUAGGGGAGCUCAGGUUCAGGAUUCCUCACCUUAAAAUGUCAUCAGAGCGCCCGGCGCUACUUUGCGAGCCACGCAUUCCUGUCUCCAGGCAGUCAUGAGGAAGGCACCAAGUAUGGCAACAUUCAACAUCAUAAGAGUUGCGAUGAGUUGAAUCUCCA
Messenger RNA from Annulohypoxylon maeteangense, 1479 nucleotides. RefSeq names its product NAD(P)-binding protein. Bases 252 to 1037 code for a protein of 261 amino acids. The record is from RefSeq and is a predicted model, not a curated record. The transcript has 2 exons. Lineage: Eukaryota; Fungi; Ascomycota; Sordariomycetes; Xylariales; Hypoxylaceae.